UGCUUUACUAACUACCAGUGGCGCACAGGCUAUUGUGUGUUGUACGAGGCCCGUCCGUCGCUACUACUCGUAUACAUAUACCACACACUGGUACAGCACGGCCACCGUAUACCGGCUGAUCGAUCUCUCCACACGACUGCCAAUGUAAAUCCCCGUAAAAUAUCAUGUAAUUUUACACCUAUUAAUACGACACUGUGUCAGAUCGCGGGGUUGUGGAUCGGUGUGACUGGCGAGAUGUGAGACGAAGGACCAGAGCCGUUAUUGCGAAGGAACGUCGUCUAAACGUGUGCGAUGAAUAGUGAGAACGCGUGUGUGAUAGAUACUCCCCGUCAUCAUUACUAUCAUCGUCAUCUUCAUUACAAAGCAUUGGCGGCAGUGUAUUAAAGUGUCGUAUGGAUUUUCCAGCAUCGCUACCAACACCACCGGCUGUAUCCAUGAUUGUAUGUCGUCUGAAGAGGAAACAUUGGGUGUUUGUGAGAGAUAGGUUAUAUAAUGCAAGCUAGCACACCAGGCGAGCCACAAUCAGCCGAUAUAACAAGGGUGUCAUCUUCUUUAUAUCGCCAUAGCAGCAGCGAAAGCGGCACCAGUAGCGAAGGGGUCAAAUGCAUCCCUUUUAACCCUGUCACGAGGGAAAGCAUCAGUGGCGUAUCUAUAACCAUGAAAACCCAGCCCCGGAAAGACGGCUUCGACCCCGACCACAAAACAACGACCAGGAUAGAUUUUGGGGAUUUCUUUCCUGACGGCGGUUGGGGCUGGGUGGUGACAGGGGCCGCAACUCUAGUAAACAUUUUGUGCAAUGGAUUCCAUUACGCCUUCGGGACACUGUACCUCUGUAUACUGGAACAAAAGGAACUGAAACAUCGAGCAGACGCCAUUAACACGGCAUGGCUCGGGAGUGUCGGUGUUAGCAUCACGCUCUUCCUUUCGCCUGUCAUUGCCACUAUCUGUCAACGAAAAAGCCCGAGACUGUAUGCUGUCAUUGGGGGCCUUAUCUGUUCCCUUGGGUGCUUGUUUUUAGCCUUCUCAACCGAAAUGGAUCAGUUAUUUAUCAGCCAUUGUGUCGUGCUUUCAUUGGGAAGUGGAAUAACUCUUACUUCUGCCAAUAUUAUUGUUGGACGUUACUUCCGCCGGAAGCGACAGAUCGCGGAAAUGAUAAUGAUUUCCGGUACAGGUCUUGGCGCUGCUGUAAUGUCCGUUUUAUUUAGGAAUCUGUACAAAAAAUUAGAAUGGCGGGUCGCCCUUCAGUGCCUAGCUGGUAUCCUGGUGUUAACUAUCUUCGCAGGAUCUCUAUAUCGCUCCGCGUCCAUGUAUCACCCCCGGCGGAAGGUUAUUGUACACAUAAAGUCCCAGAAAAAAGGUCGUAGGGAUCAAGAAGACAGCCACACCGUGUCCUACUUUGACUUUUCUGCACUUAGGAUGCGCUCGCUCCAGGCCCUGAUGUUCAUCACAGGAAUCGUGGGUCUGGGGAUUUACGUCCCAUUCGUUGUCAUGAUAAAGACGGGAUCAGAGCAUUAUGACAAGGAUAUGUUGCUGCUGUACAACGUUUACCUGGGUCUGGGAUUUCUCCUCGGAUGUCUUAUACACGGAUACAUCGUAAUCCGGGAAAGUAAGGAGUGUGUUAUAUCCACUCACCACCUGUGCCAGUCCUCCUGUAUAGCUUGUGGAGUGCUCACUCUUCUCCUCAUCAUGGCUAAAGACUUCAAUGCCUUCGCCCUGUAUGCCUGGGCGUUCGGUAUCUUCUGUGGAGGUUAUCAUUACACACUAAAAAUGUACACGUACGAACUGGUCAAGCUCAAAAUCAUGGAGAGGGCGUGGUCAUUUGUAGCUGUGGGACAGUGUAUCCCGGUGUUAAUAGGGUCUCCAAUCUCGUUAUACCUCAAUAGGACGUACGACACGCCGAAAGCUGGCUACAUUUUCUCUGGAGUGUCAAUGCUGUUAGGCGGACUACUUUUCUUCUUCAUGCCAAUGUUUGAAAAGCAUAAAUCAAACCAGGAAAUUAUCCAAAUCGCGAAAAACACGUGUAGCAAGAACAGUGCUGAGGCGGCCGCUCUGCUCGACCUUGACCUCACUGAAGCUAUGAUUACGAAGCCUCUAAACAAUGUACAGUUCAUUGUGUCGCCUUCGCGUCUAAAACAGAACGGUAAAGAUACAGGACGCAUUCAGAUGCAGUGUUUCAUACACCACAAAGAGAAAGAGAGACCAAGACAGAUACUGUUAUCUAAGAUCACUGAGGAGAAAGAAGGUUUACGUCUCGACUUCAACGAAGUGUCACACGCCUCGCUCUCCUCCAAGGCAACUGACAGCUCCUCGUCCAACUCCCACAGAAGGGACAGGUUUGAGCGGUCAGAACUCUCCCAUAGUUGUGCACACACAUCGGAGUACCCGAGCGACAGUACACAUUCAAACCACACGGGUAAGUCUGCCCAAUCAGAGAGCAAUUCAUCUCGUUCCGGCGAACAGCGUGGUGAGCACCGCAGCGAACAUAGAAAAUUCAAAAAGAGCAUGGACAAUGUCCGGAUAGAGUUAUUUGAUCCGCCGAGCCAGGAGAAAGAGUCGACAGCCACCGUUUCGUACGAUAGUGAUUUGUACAUAAACUUGUGCGAGGCUCAGGUUUAACGUUAUAUGUUAAUAUUAUAUACAUACAUACUAUUUUUCAGUUAUAUAACUUGUAUGACUAUAUUGUUAAGAUAAUUCGGCUUUCAUCAGUUUUAAUAAUAAAGUUGGUGUUUCCUUCGCUGCUCAGGUCUAGGAGUGAAACACAUGAAGGCAGCACUGUGGUACACUUUCUGGACGCGUGCCCAUUUUAUGGCUCGGACUGUCUUUGGGUUUGAGGUUGCUAUGUAUUUUGACUAUUCGGGACUGUCACAGGGGAAGAUGUUUUGAUGUUUCGUGGACUAGUUAACGCCCCGUGUUAUGGCUGGUUUCUGGACGGGUAACUACACCAGCCUUGUCGGUUGAUCACUAUCUCGGGCAGAUUUCAAGAAACUACAUUGUUCUAGAUUGCAUUGGUGUCUGAUUUGGAGAAGAUAUGGAUUUCUAUUAACAGGAUAUGUGGGGAGGAGUGACUUUACGGGGGUAUUAUUGGCGUAGUAGAGUUAUGUAUUACAUGGAAGACAAAGUAGAUUAGCUCCAUUUUUUCAUGGACUUUUACGUGAGCUUAUUGGAUAUUAAAAUAAUAUUGAAACAUAAUUUAACGAGGCCAAAAAACUUGUAGGCUUUUAGCUUAUGACUGCCAGAAUCCUUUCCAAACUAUGAGAGAAUUUAAUGUGUGGAAGCGGUGCGGAAAAGCAUAUUGUUUUUCAUCGAUGCAUGUAGAGAGUAGAUGUUGGUCGGGAUCGGGGUUAGGGUUAGGGUCGCGGGGUCGGGGUUUUAGGGGAAGGGGUCGAGACUGACCUGAAUGGCUGCCUCUAUUCCUGGCGUGUGCCUGGAUAUAAACUGUUUAUAUAAAUUAUAUACAUAUAUGUGUGUUAUAUGUUUGUGUCAAUCUUAACAAUUCCAGUCUUUAAUUAUAAGACAUGUCUCUUUACAGAAUAUAAUUUAACUUAUUUUAUAUUCACAAUAAAUGAAAAAAAAAAGAUGUCAUUAAAGAAACAACACAUUCCCAUAUGCUAUUCCAGUAGGAAUCAUAUUGGUUUUCCAAUUGUUCCUAACAAGCUCACUACCACACAAUAUAGAAUGCAUGUGUGUUGAGAUUUUCAAAUUUUGUACAGACCCAUCUUACAAUUAAAGACAACUGUAAAGAUGACCAUAAAUAAGUAUUAUGAUAUAUCUUUGUCAUUUUAUUUGUGUCAUUUGCUCAUGGGAAGUCGUGCUUGGACUUGUAUACAGAUUAUAUAAUUGUGAAUAAGUGAAUUUAAACUGAAAUUGGACUAGUUCUCCAUCACUUGUUGUAAUGUGGUACUGACUCAUUGUCGCAUAAUGAAUUUACUUAACCAGAGAAAGAGAGAGUGGGGAGGGGAUGAACCAGAGAGAGAGAGAGAGAGAGAGAGAGAGAGUGAGAGAGUGGGGAGAGGAUGGACCAGAGAAAGAGAGAGUUGGGAGGGGAUGAACCAGAGAAAGAAAGAGUUGGGAGGAGAUGAACCAGAGAAAGAGAGAGUUGGGAGGGGAUGAACCAGAGAAAGAGAGAGUGGGGAGGGGAUGAACCAGAGAAAGAAAGAGUUGGGAGGGAAUGAACCAGAGAAAGAAAGAGUUGGGAAGGAAUGAACCAGAGAAAGAAAGAGUUGGGAGGGAAUGAACCAGAGAAAGAAAGGGUUGGGAGGAGAUGAACCAGAGAAAGAGAGAGUUGGGAGGGGAUGAACGAGAGAAAGAAAGAGUUGGGAGGAAAUGAAACAGAGAAAGAGAGAGUUGUGAGGAGAUGAACCAGAGAAAGAAGGAGUUGGGAGUCGAUAACCAGGGAGAGGAGUUGAGGUGAUAGUGUGGAGGGCAGUAUGAGAGGGGAUGAGAGGGAAAGAGAGGAGGGGGUACGCAAGAUUGGGAGAUAAAACUAGAGGGAAAAGAGGGUAAUGAUGAGAGGGCGAGGAGGAAAUAGUUGGAGAACUAGGCCCAGUAUAUCUGAGUGUAUGACUGAUGAUCUGUGAAAUAUAGUACGAGUUCAUGAAUCAGUAAAUGUUGAAUAUUGUAGAGAUGUUUGAGGAUGGCUAGACAAAUAAGGUUUGUAAUGGAACAAAUAGCUAUAAAACUACAACAGUACAAUUUAUAGCAGGACUAUUUCAACGAACGAUGUAAUAUUGGAUAUGUUCCGACAUACCUCAAUUCCUACAGUGAUCCUUUGCCGAUGUCAAGGACAUUGUCAGUUAAUAUUGGUGAGGUUUUGAUACAGAUGUGGAGUUAGUAGUACAUUUCCAUCGGCGGAGUUAAUAAUCUUUGUUAUGUAUCGGAUAGAAUCUUUGAUGUCAAUUGUUCAAACAGAAACAAAACACCCAGCAUCGUUAGUGCAAUUGUUCUAAAUGUUUUAGAUGGAACAAAUGUAAGAUUCCAGCAUAGUUUUACUGUGGAAAUAUUCAACAUUUAUUGACCCAUAACUUGGACACUCCAUGUCGCAAUUUUGAGUGCUUCUGUGACAUAAAAUAUAUAAAAACCAA
Messenger RNA from Pecten maximus, 5081 nucleotides. RefSeq names its product monocarboxylate transporter 2-like. The coding region runs from base 493 to 2616 and encodes 707 amino acids. The record is from RefSeq and is a predicted model, not a curated record. Gene Ontology annotation, biological process: transmembrane transport. The transcript has 5 exons. NCBI's taxonomy places the organism in Eukaryota, Metazoa, Mollusca, Bivalvia, Pectinida, Pectinidae. Gene Ontology annotation, molecular function: monocarboxylic acid transmembrane transporter activity.